Symbiodinium natans is the source of this 996-nucleotide messenger RNA. NCBI's taxonomy places the organism in Eukaryota, Dinophyceae, Suessiales, Symbiodiniaceae. The record is from the annotation of a GenBank genome assembly.
AUGGAUAAGAACAGGCACGCCACGCCUGCUCACAUGUGUGCCCAGUUGCCUGCCAGAGAUCGCAAUUCUCCAAGUUCAGACAGCAUACCACCGGACCCUCUGCAGAUUCUACUCAAGCCGGCCCAUCCCUGUGAUAGCUUCACGCGUGUCAAUGGGGCAAUCGCCUGCUGCAAAGGCACGUUCAGCGACGAGGCCACCUACGAGGUUUCGCAGCCCGGCACGGACACCUGCCUGGGAAUACCCUACCAAAACCACUGGAAUCGGCGACAGAACAGGACACCAUGGAAGCCCCGCACACAGACCUCCUACGGCAAAUCAUCCAGCUCGAGCAGUACGUGGAGACGAGUGCCGCCUCAGCCACCCAUGCCUAAGAGACGGGGGGCGGGCCACUUCGAGAAGGACCUGGAUGGCGACGUAGGUCAGCCCGUUGGCAACCCGGACUCGGAGCCCAAGGUGGCAGAUCCCCAACGAGCAGAGCCAGAAGCAUCGUCAUCCUCGACACCCGGGAGCAAGGAGGUUUCCGUGAAGGUGGACCCGGCACCAAGCAAGGAGAUGGAGAUGGGCGAAGAGGAGAGUGACCUUCUCGUGGACAAGAUGAUACAACUUGCGAAGACUACGGCGACACGUUUUGGGGUCACCAGCGAACAGCUGCUGGAUGCCAUGCAGAUGACCUGGCUCCCAGCACUGGAGCAAAAGCUUUGGCGGACUACGGAGACGUGCCUCUUGUGCUCACACAGUCCUGGCAACCUGCGGGAAUGGCAGCGGCAUUUGCUCACCAAAUCCCACUCCCGGAUCGCCAAUGAGGCAAAGAUGACGUGGUACCACCUCUACUUGGUCAUGAGCAUACACGAUGAUAGAAUGCACCCCGGUCUCUCUAUAUCCAUCGCUUUUGAUGUAAGUGCAUCUUUUAUAAAACGUUGUGUGUGCCGUGCACCCUCGCCCAUAUCACCAUCAGGAGCCAACAGGGAAAUCAGCAUCGCACGCCAGUUCGAAUGA